AUGUCCACAAUCUCCUCUCCUCGGCCCUCAAUUACCUCCUCGCGAGCUCAUUCACCAACACCCAAUUCCGCCCGGCCGUCUCUCGAUGUGCUAAACACAAACUUCGCUGGCGGACUGAGUGCCUCAUCGACACCGACGACUGGUCGCGCGAUCUCCCCAAAUCCACGUCGCAACCGAUCCGCUCUCCGUGAUUACUACAAUCUAAAGCCCCCUGGUCCUGACUCCUCUGUGCCCGGGGGAGGUUUCCGAUCGCGCAGUGUGCCUCGGAAUACCGAUGCGGGGGACAUUUCCAAUUCAGAUGCUCUAGCUUCAGGGACCGAAUUGGACAAUGCGGACUUUGACCCGCAACGCUACGUCGAUCAUCUCCUUUCUACAUCGUCACUUGCUACGAUUCUCAAGGCUGAAAACACGUUGGUGGGGGACAUUCGCACCCUGGAUGGCGAGCGAAAGGCUUUGGUCUACGACAAUUAUUCAAAGCUGAUACGUGCUGUUGAGACGAUUGGGAAAAUGCGAAGGAGUAUGGAUGAACGGGGGGCGCCGUUGACGAUGACGAAGACUCUGGGCCCUACUAUUGCCUUUGUUGCCGAGACUGCAGGCGCAUUGAUUAAAGAAGGCGAGGAGCAAAGGCGUCGUAUCAAGGAGGAAAAGGAAGCUGAAUCUCCACAGACCAGCGAUCCGGCGAAAGAGACCGUCAGAUGGGUACUCAGUGCCCCGGGGCGCUUGGAGAAGCUCAUCGAGGCCGGAAAACAGGGGGAGGCGGAUCAAGAUUGGAAUGAAGUGAAGCAUCUGCUUGACACUUGGGGCGAGGUGAAGGGUGUCGCUGAAGUGCGAGCUGCUUGUGAGAGAGUCAUGACGAAAUCGAUAGAGGAGGAGUGA
Penicillium diatomitis is the source of this 876-nucleotide messenger RNA. Its product is annotated as COG1/VPS51 family protein. Gene Ontology annotation, biological process: endocytic recycling; Golgi vesicle transport; retrograde transport, endosome to Golgi. The coding region runs from base 1 to 876 and encodes 291 amino acids. The record is from RefSeq and is a predicted model, not a curated record. Gene Ontology annotation, cellular component: GARP complex; EARP complex; membrane. Lineage: Eukaryota; Fungi; Ascomycota; Eurotiomycetes; Eurotiales; Aspergillaceae. The transcript has a single exon.